This is a messenger RNA of Diaporthe amygdali, 954 nucleotides long. Its product is annotated as cyclin domain-containing protein. The transcript is spliced from 2 exons. Gene Ontology annotation, cellular component: nucleus. Gene Ontology annotation, molecular function: cyclin-dependent protein serine/threonine kinase regulator activity. The record is from RefSeq and is a predicted model, not a curated record. Gene Ontology annotation, biological process: regulation of transcription by RNA polymerase II. Lineage: Eukaryota; Fungi; Ascomycota; Sordariomycetes; Diaporthales; Diaporthaceae. The coding region runs from base 1 to 954 and encodes 317 amino acids.
AUGGCACACAUGACGAACCCGCUGGCAACUGCCGAGCAAUUGUACCAGCGCAACAAUCUCAGCUCUCUCCCAAAUGACUUGCAAGAUGUCAUACUUUAUGUGACUCAAUCUCUGACACAGGCCGCGGGUGUCCUUCUCCAAUUGCCUCAGUCUGCCACGGCACAAGCGAACGUGAUUCUUGCCAGAUAUUGGCUGGCAGAGUCUCGGCCUCUUCUCACAACUGAGUUCAGUGAUGUCUCAGCCGCCUGUGUAUUCCUUGCUUCCAAGCUCGGCUCUCGUGCUCGCUCACCGCGGGACAUCUCAAAUGUCUACGCAUACCUGCUGUCCAACAGCUCGUCCUUCAUGAGGAGCAAGGGCACCCAGCCGCCUGUAGAAGAUCCCUCGUCUUACUACCUGAGCGAUGCGGACUACUUUGCCUUUCACAACCGUGUUCUAGCACUGGAGGCGCGGAUUCUUUACACUCUGUCCUUUGACACGCACGUGGCUCUGCCUCAUCCCCUGGCCGUCACGUAUCUCCAAACUUUGGAUUUCUGCAACCAGCCAAAGGAGAGAAUAUCGAGGCGAACGAUCGAGUAUCUCAAUACAGCACUGCUCUCUCCGCAACUUCUCUACUUGACACACCAGCCGAACAUGCUGGCAGUCGCGGCCAUCUACAACGCCGCCAAGGACGUUGGAGCAAAGAUGCCAGAGUGUGAGUGGUGGGAAGUCUUUGAUGUCGAGCGAGAGGAGCUCGGAUUCCUCGUGGUUGCCAUGCGCAGCCUCGAGGGGUGGGUGAACAAGCAGCGGGAGGAGCUUCCGUGGAUGGCAGACGGAAUGGUCACACGCAAGGCAGUGCAGACAGAGCUGCUGACAAGAGGUAUUCACAAUGGCAAUGGCGGCCAGGUUGAGGAUGAGGAGGCAGCGAUGAUGAUACAGAUGGACAGAACGAUGGACCAGGCAGAUUCUCGGUCCUGA